UUGUGGUCAAGUUGUGAGUGAGAUGAACGGCAUUCUCUUUCAGUGGAUACAAACAUGCAAGUCGAAUAAAGAGCUGUGCGAGUUCUUGUUGUGCGCAGACGAGUUGUUUGGGCGUGAUCGCUUGAGAGAUUUAGCAACGACUUGUGGGAAAAUGUGAACCUUGAAGCGGCAGCGGGAUUAAAAACUCAUUAAAGUAGAAGAGAGCGAAAAAGAGGGACUUGGACGGGGAAAAAAAGAUAGCUGCUGUGCCGAUCAUUUUGAUGCAAAGAAAAGACGAAAGAGAAAUUGAGAAGUGCCGUGAUUUCAGAGUCUUGUCAACGAAAAGGUGAAAGGCAAAAUGAUGAACUGAAAAGGGAACCAAAACGAAUGUAAUCAUGUCCUGAUAGGAUAGGAUUAGAGCAGCAGUUCAUCAUAUUUCAAGGGGACGAGAAGUCGCCUUAUAUCUCUCUACGAUAGCGUAGAAUGGAUACACAAGUAGAAAUGUCUCGCAACAAUGGACCUGGUCUUUAUGAGUUCCUUAUGGAAGCCGAGUUACAGCAAUAUUAUCCCGGCAUUCGAGGAGACUUGAAGGUGCAAACAACAGCACAAUUGAAGUAUGUAACGGAAGAAGAUCUGAACGCGAUAGGGAUGAGCAAACCGGAAAUGCGCCGUCUAAAAAAAUAUUUCCAGAAGCAUUUUCCUCAGAAUUACCUUUCCAAAUUUAAGAAGAUGCUUCUACCGAAGCGCGAGGAACAGACUCCCGGUGCACUAAGUAUGUUGCCGGAGGAAAGGCAGGACAGACCGUCGAUACGCGUGCCCAAUAAACACAUGAUCCCAGCCGAUGCAAUUAUUGUGAACAAAGAGUUGGGAACAGGAGAAUUCGGGGUCGUGCAGCAGGGCGUAUGGACAAAUGAUGGAGAAAGGAUACAGGUAGCAAUCAAAUGCCUAUCCCGCGAAAGAAUGCAGAAUAAUCCUAUAGAAUUUCUAAAGGAGGCCGCGAUAAUGCACGCGAUCGAUCACGAACACAUCGUGCGGCUGUACGGCGUCGUUCUUGACACAAACUCGUUAAUGCUUGUAACAGAAUUGGCGCCAUUACGCUCAUUGCUGGAAUGCCUCAAGGAACCCAGUUUGCGUGCGAGUUUCCCGGUUUUAUCAUUGUGUGAUUUCGCCGUACAGAUUGCUGACGGAAUGCAAUAUUUGGAGGCGAAAAGACUGAUACAUCGUGAUCUAGCUGCCAGAAACAUCCUUGUGUUUUCUAAGAAUAAAGUCAAAAUAUCGGAUUUCGGGUUAUCACGUGCACUAGGAGUUGGCAAGGAUUAUUACCAGACGAAUUUUAAUGUUAAUUUGAAACUGCCCAUUGCGUGGUGCGCACCUGAAUGCAUAUCCUACCUGAAAUUCACGUCGGCGAGUGACGUCUGGGCAUAUGGGGUGACUUUAUGGGAAAUUUUCAGUUAUGGGUUUCAACCCUGGGCAGCAUUGACCGGUCACCAAAUUCUCGAAGCAAUAGAUGAACCUAAUUUUCAGAGGCUUGAGCAACCUGAAUGUUGUCCAAAGGAUUACUUUUCUCUCAUGCAGCAAUGUUGGCAACAUGAAUCUCUGAAAAGACCCAAGUUUUCCGAAUUGAUCAAUUUGUUGCCUGAUCUAAAACCGGAACAAGUUCAAGCAGUUCAGGAUAAUACUGAACCGAAUCAGCUUGCUUAUAGACAAAGCGACAUAAUUACGGUCUUAGAUAAAGGCAGUGGGAAUAGCUUAUGGAAAGGUGUUUUAAAUAAUGGCAAAACAGGAUUCUUUAAUCCGGCUCAUACGAUCGCGUAUCUAGGUUCUAAUUUGCCCAGCAAUAAGCCCGGUGAAUUUACGCGGGGAGAUGGCAAAAAUGUUUUCUCGUCACAGCGUAGAAAAAUUCGUACGGACAUGAUAUCUUCACCGCAGGGCGAUCUCAAGCAUACUGGUCAUGUGGGUUUAGACGGAGCGUACUUCGGUGACAUUAGCUUUCUCGGUGGAAAGUAUCCGCACCUGCCUCGUCAAGUUGUGACACCAUACAAACCGCAGGAGGAUGCAACUGAUAAUUCUCAAAGUUUAAAUCAGGAUGCGAGAAGUAUUGAUGCGAAUAGAGAAUCAGCGAGAGAUAGUAGAAGUAUACAACAAGAAACUCAAAGCAAACAUGAGAGCUUAUGGUCUGAUGUGAAUUCGGAAAUAUGUCAAGCGAAUACAGAAAGUAAUGCAAAGAUGCAAUCUAUAACAUCUAAUAUAGGCAGUAAUACUGACGUUCUCGAAGCUGACCAUGAAUAUCAUGAAAUUAGUGAUGAAGAAAAUCAAGAAAGUCCAUUAAGAUUUGAUAAAACAUUAAAUUUUGACUUUGGUCCCAGUCUUUUGGCAGAAAUGGAUCAAAUGUUCAGAUCAUUAGGUUCUUCUCCUCCUCCUCCGCCACCUGGCCUUCCUUUACCCACUGAACAUGAAUCAAGCAACGUGAGAAACGAAUUGAGGGAAAUUCAAGCAAAACAAUGUAGCAAGAAGAAACAAGCCACCGUGAGUCCAAUAAAUGUGAAACCUAUCUCUGCUGCCGAUCAGAAAACUCUCUACUCAGCCAUUGCUAUGGCACAGGAAUUGACAGCACGUUCCAUGACAGAUCUUGAACAUCCACCGGAGUCUCCUCGUACACCUGCCAGUCCUUCAAGACGCAGAAAAUUCUCUUUUAAGUUGCCACAUCAAUACAGUCCCAAACCAGAUAGACGACAUUUUUCCGAAGAAGCUGCCAGUAUACCUGACAUACAGAUUUGUUUUUGCACUAUGGAUUAUAGUUUUCUCAAGCCAUUCAAUAUUAGAGGUAACUCUUCCUUUGUUUUUUAAAUUAAUAUUUAACAUACUGGAGCAAUAAGAUAUUACAUACAUACGCCAUUACACUUUUUACAUAUUUAAAUACAUAAAAUCAUGAGAGAAAUUAUUUUAAAACCAAACUAUUUAUAAAUAAUAUUAAAUAAUUUUAAAUAUGGCAAGAUACAUAUAUGACUAUCAUAUUUAGAUUUGGAUAUCAUAGGAAUACAAUAGAAUUGAAUAAUAUACACAUACAUAUACAGGCUGUUUUAUAAUUAGUGCUACAAUCGGGAAAGUAAUAAUAUUACAUAAAAAAAGAAACUACAUAAAAAAGUUAAACAAUUUUUUAUACAAAGUUUUGUUUUUGACAAAGUUGAUUCUAAAAUUUCUAAUAUUGAUAUAGCAUAUUAUGCUUUUUUAAGUUUAAAUAAUUCUAACAACU
Messenger RNA from Formica exsecta, 3232 nucleotides. RefSeq names its product activated Cdc42 kinase-like (gene Ack-like). NCBI's taxonomy places the organism in Eukaryota, Metazoa, Arthropoda, Insecta, Hymenoptera, Formicidae. Gene Ontology annotation, biological process: protein phosphorylation. The coding region runs from base 463 to 2826 and encodes 787 amino acids. Gene Ontology annotation, molecular function: protein binding; ATP binding; protein tyrosine kinase activity. The transcript is spliced from 8 exons. The record is from RefSeq and is a predicted model, not a curated record.